AUGGAUAGAUCAAAUUCUUAUGAUGGUGGUAGCCGCAGUGGUAGGGAUCGAUCGAAACAAGGUGGUUUUGGUCAUCGUGAAUUCUCAUAUUCAAAUCGAUCAACAAAUAGAGGUGGCUCAGUUAUUCGUCGUUCAAAUAAAUCUUGCAUUUCAUCUUCAGCAAUCGAUACAAACAGUUGCUCUAAUUUACCACCUAUUGGUUAUAAUAUGCUUUGUGAUAUGUUAAAAAAAGAACCAGAUAAAAUGAUCAUUGAUAUAAAUCGAGAUUAUUUUCAAUUAGAUAAAUAUUUAAAUGAUGAACGUAUGAAAAUAAAUUUUGAAUGGGUUCAAAUGUUAACAACUUUAUUUGAACGAAUACUCGAUUGUCUUGGACAAGAAAAACGUAUUGCAGAUAUUCUGAUUAAGUUACCUGGUACAGUUUAUUUUGAUGCUUUAUAUGAAGAAAUACGUAAAACUGAUACAAAAACAAAUACAUUACGUUUUGAUCUUAUUUUAAAAACAUUAAAAAUUAUUAAUCAUUUAUUAACUAUUAAUCCUCAUGCUGAAAGUACUGUAGCUCGUUUUACUGAACGAAUUGGAACAUUUUUGUCUCGAUUAGACAAUGAAAAUGAAGUAAUAAAAUUAAAAUUUUUAUUUAUAAAAUUCUUUUUUGUUGUUUUGUUAUCUAAAUUUAAGGAAAUAAAAUUAAUAAAACAAUUACAUUCAACAGUUGUACAAAAAGCUGAAUAUAUUUAUCAUCAAGAACAAGAAAAAACUCAAAUGAAAAAAUCUUAUAUUGAACUUCGACCACCACCUGAUAAUUUUCGUUUAUUAAAUAUAAUUCCUUCAAUGAAUGAAAUUCUUUCACAUGAACCUGUUUAUUUACGUCAAAAUAUUGUUGAACGAGGAGGUUCAUAUGAAAAUAGUGAUCAUUAUUUAGAUAUACAUUUUCGUUUAUUACGUGAAGAUUUUCUGGGUCCAUUACGUGAUGGUAUACAAAAUUAUCUUUCGAAAUCAUCUAUUAAAAAUACAGAUGUAAGAAUUUAUGAAAAUGUCUUUUCACUUGGACCCAAAUUAAGUCCAAGAAGUGGACUAGUUUAUGGUUUACAAUUAGAUCAAAGGAAAUAUGGAAAAAUUCAAUGGGCUAAUAGUCGACGUUUAAUUUAUGGAAGUCUUCUUGCUUUGACAUCAGAUAAUUUUAAAUCAUGCACUUUUGUAACGAUUGAUGAACGAUCAAAUAUUCAAAAAGAUCUUAUUGUUUAUGUUCGUCCAUAUAUUGAAUCACACGAUUUAUUUGUUAAUCAUGAUUUAACUAAACUUGAUAUACUUAUUAAUUGUCAAUCAUUAACUAUGGUUGAAACAACAAGUUAUUUUGAGGCUUAUCGUCAUGUUUUACGUGCACUACAAAAAGUUCCUUCUCAAGAAUUCCCGUUAGCUCCAUAUAUUUUACAAUUAUUACAUGAUGUUACACCACCAAAUUAUGUUACUUCAAAAACUGAAUUCGAUUUUACACCAUUACUUGUUCCAUCAAACUCUCGUUUAUCUACUUUUACUCAACUAUCUGUUAAUCCAAAUUCAAGUGAUCUAACACAUGAACAAACUAUUUUUCAUAUCAAUUAUGCUGAACAGAAUACAGUUAAAAAACAGUAUAGAAGAGUUACACUACUUAAUAGUGAUGAAUGGCCAACGAGUCAUGAAUUACAACUUAAUCAAAAACAACAUGAAGCAUUAAUGCUAGCAUUAACCAAAAAAGUUGCUCUCAUUCAAGGACCACCAGGAACAGGCAAGACAUUUCUUGGUGUAAAAAUUGCUGAAUUCCUUCUACACAAUCGAUCUGUAUGGUGUCCACCAGGUACAUGUAAUGCACCUAUUUUGAUGGUUUGUCAAACAAAUCAUGCCCUUGAUCAAUUUCUUGAACAUAUCAUCACUCGAUUGAAUAUGACUGAUGGUUUAAUUCGUGUCGGUGGUCGAUGUAAAAAUGAAAAAAUUCUUCCAUUUUCACUUGCAAAGGCUCGCCAAAGAUAUCGAGCAAAUCAUUUCAUUCCAUCGAGUAUUUAUCAACAAAAACGCACUAUUAUUAAUCAAAAAACUUCUCUUGAAAUAAUAAUGCAAUCGAAUGAAACCAUUAUUGAUGCAACCUAUUCACAUUUGACAUCCUUGGAACUUUUACAUAAAACAAAUAUUCUUAAAAGAGACCAUUAUAAUUCAUUGAUUGGUGGUAGUGGAUACUAUCGUUCAUUAGAUCUUAUUUUAAAUAAAUGGCUUGGUUUAAAUGAAAAAGUUCUUGUAAUGAAUUCAAUAGAUGAUGAAUUUGAACGAUUAAGUAUUGAUGAAAAUGAACCCAUUUUAGAAGAAGAUAAUGAAGAACAAAAUGAAGAACAAUGUCGUCGCGAUGAAAUUGAUUCAGAUGAAGAAUUUUUUCGUCCAAUAAAAAUUGCUCCAAAAAUUAAUUUUAUUUUAACUAAUAAUAAUGACGAGGAUGAUGAAUGGCAAACAGAAGUAAAUAAAAAUAGACAAAAACAAAUCAUUCAUCGAUUAUUAACGACUCCAACAAAAUUAAAUGAUGAAACAAUUGAGACAAUUCAAAAUGAUCUAUGGUCAUUAAAAACCCUUGAACGUUAUGAUCUUUAUCGAUAUUGGUUAUAUAAAUAUCGCGAGAUACGUUAUAAAUCUGUUAGUAAUGCACAUUUAGCAUUUAAUCAAGCAAUUGUAGAACAUUCACAAUACAUGCAGUUAGAAGAUUAUUAUAUAUUAAAACAUGCUAUUAUUGUUGCAAUGACAACAACAUCAUGUAAAAUAGUCAUUGUUGAAGAAGCAGCUGAAAUAUUUGAAGCACAUAUUACUACUUCAUUAAGUCCAAAAUGUGAACAUUUAAUAUUAAUUGGUGAUCAUGUUCAAUUAAGACCUAGUCCUAGUGUUUAUAAACUAGCAACUAAUUAUAAUAUUGAUGUCAGUUUAUUUGAACGUUUUGUUACAAAUAAUUUUCCUAAUGUUCGAUUAAAUAUACAGCAUCGUAUGCGUCCAGAAAUUUGUCAAUUAAUGCUUCAUUUCUAUGACAAUCUUCAAAAUCAUGAAAGUGUCUUAACUGAACGUCCGGCAAUAAUUGGUGUAAAACAAAAUUUAUAUUUUGUCAAUCAUAGUCAUCCUGAAGAAGCUCUUGUCGAAGGAAAUUCAAAACAAAAUAAAUUUGAAGCUGAAUAUAUAAUUGCACUUGCUCAUUUUCUUAUUAAGCAAGGCUAUGAAAAGUCUCAAAUAACAAUUCUUGUUAUGUAUCUUGGUCAACGUGCAUUAAUAUCUCGCAUGAUAAAAACAAGUUUAUAUAGUAAAACUUUAAAAGAUAUUCGUAUCAAUGUAACUGAUUCGUUUCAAGGUGAAGAAAAUGACAUAAUUUUACUUUCAUUAGUCAGAAGUAAUAAUCAAACAAAUACUAUUGGUUUUCUUAAAAUUCAUAAUCGUAUUUGCGUGGCUUUAUCGCGUGCUCGUUGUGCAAUGUAUAUUGUUGGAAAUUUAAAUUUUCUUAUGAAACAUGAAGAUAUGUGGAGACAAAUCGGUACAACUUUGUCUAAAGAAAAUGCUGUUGCUACAGGUCUUCCUCUCUGCUGCAUACAGCAUCCAGAUGAUGGUAAUUUUAUUGCUGAUACACCAGCAUCAUUUUCUAAACGACCAGAAGGUGGAUGUGAGAAAUUAUGUGGUAGUCGACUUUCUUGUGGACAUUCAUGUCCAAAGUUUUGUCAUAAUUAUAGUCAUGAUCGAGUUCAAUGUAGUAAAAUCUGUAAUGAAUCUUUACCGAACUGUCAACAUCGAUGUCAAAACUUAUGUCAUUUCGCUACACCCAAUGAUCAUAGAAUUUGUCAAGAACGUGUAGAAAAAACGAUACAAUCAUGUAAUCAUACUAUUUCUAUGGCAUGUGGCAUAGAACCAACAAGUGAUAGAUGUACAUACAUGGUACCAGUUCGAUUUCCUUGUGACCAUUUGGUCAAUGUGACUUGUGCUACUCGAACAUUAGGUUCAAUUGAUAAAGUUCCUUGUCGAGAACCUUGUCAAGAUAUUCUUUUAUGUACACAUCGAUGUGCAGGUACAUGUUCUGAUUGUAAAACAGGUCAACUUCAUUUACCAUGUGAAGAACAAUGUGGUCGUCAAUUAUUAUGUACACAUUUAUGUCAUGCUCCUUGUGGACGUAAUUGUCCUUCAUGUUCAUCGAAAUGUGAAACAGUUUGUAUUCAUUCAAAAUGUCCAUUGAAUUGUGGUGAACCUUGUUCACCAUGUCAUGAGCCUUGUACAAAUGCAUGUCAACAUACAGCAUGUUCUCUUUUAUGUUCGGAGCCAUGUGAUCGAAAGCCUUGUCAACAUCCAUGUUUGAAAAAAAUUCCAAAAUGUGAUCAUCCUUGUAUUGGUAUGUGUGGUGAGCCAUGUCCAUCACAAUGCCGAAUAUGUAAUAAACCACUUGUACAAGAAUUGUUUUUUGGUAAUGAAGAUAGACCAUCUUCUCGUUUUGUUAAUCUACCAGAGUGUAAUCAUUUAUUAAGUGACCUUGAUCGGUAUAUGAAUGAUUUUCUUGACAAACAAAGAAAUGGUUAUGAAUCUGUUCGUUUUCCUGUAUGUCCACGCUGUCAAAAACCAAUUCGUCAUUGUCAAAGAUAUAUACCAAUCAUUAAUCAAGUUCAAUCAUGGAUAGAACAAAUAAAAAUGAAACAACAAAAUUGUCUAACAAAAAAGCAAAUGAUUGAACAAGGUAAUGAAUUAUUAGAAAAGAUCAAAUAUUCAUGUGAUAGAAUAAAAUUACUUGAACAAAAACAAUUCGAUACAUUAAUUCGCCGAUUAGAUGCUAAAAAAGAAUCAAUUAAUAUUGAUGAAUUUAAUUAUAUGGAAAAUACUCAUGAAUUUUUUAAAGAAAUUAAUCGUUUAUUAACUGAUGGUCAUGAUAAAUUGAACGAAGAAAUAUUUAUUCAAACGAUUGAACCAACAUUUCGUCAUCUUAUUAUUUAUAUAUGUAAACAAUGUAAUGAUAAAAAUGCUCGAAAUUAUGCUCAACAACAAUUAAAUGAUAUUCAAAAUGAACUUAAACGUAUAUGUUGUAUGAUUAAUUAUUAUAUACUAAAUAAUAGAUUUGGAAGUAGUUUGAAAAUUUUUAAGACUGAGUAUUUAAUCGAAAUGAAAAUGUUAACAAAUAAAACGGGUCCAUUUACGAAAAAAGAUUAUCAAAGAUUUAAAGAUCUUGUUGAGAAAUUAAAAACUGAAGCAUUUCUUUCACAAUCUAUUCUUAUUGCAGAACAAACAUUAUCUAUUAUCGAUAUAAUUCAAAUGGAAACAGGUCAUUGGUUUGUAUGUCGAAAUAAUCAUGUGUAUAAUAUUGAUCAUGCAUGUCAAUUUACAGUAGAUAUUCUACGUGAUUUAUUAUAUUGGUCACUAUCACUUAAACAUGUUUAUCUCGAAGCUGAUGAUCGAUUUGUUGACAUUUCUCGUUUUAAUCUUCGUCAAGAACAAAUUUCAUCAAUUGAAAAUUUAACUUUACGUUAUAUAUCUAUUGAUAUAGAACAUUUAUAUUCAAUUGUAUCUUGUUUACGUUCACUUGAUACAAAAAUAAUUUCAUAUCGUCACGUUGAAAACACUUAUUUAUAUUCUUUUGAACAUUUACAACAACUAUCGAUUCAUGUGAAUCGUUUUGAUCUUUUGACUCUCGAACAAUUACUUUAUCCUAUGACAAAAUUAAAUCAAUUGAUUAUUAUUGGUGAUAACAUGAAUAAUGAUGUAUGUGAUGGUCUUGCAUGGGAACGAAUAUUAACUAACAUCAUCUGA
Messenger RNA from Rotaria sp. Silwood2, 5775 nucleotides. The record is from the annotation of a GenBank genome assembly. Lineage: Eukaryota; Metazoa; Rotifera; Eurotatoria; Philodinida; Philodinidae.